AGCACCCACCCAGUGUUGAACCGUGGUGGGCGUGUACCAACAGUGCUAGCUAACAAUGAUAAAACACGUCAGUGGCUACAGUAAGCUUUAUGUUGUCUUCAGACUGUUUCUGUUACAGCAAAUCCUGAUGCGUUAGGAGUCUUUACAUUAACGCCCGAUGUAGCAUUUGAGCUUCUUGGUUCAUCUUUCAGUGACCAAUAGACACGUUAACAGACAGCGGUGAUUCAGCUAGCUACAGAAAACCCCCUCAGAGCCUCAACAACGAUAACGGUCAUUGAUGUUAACGUCCGUCGUUUGAUGUAUAUCGUUGUCGGAUCUCGUCAUUGUUUUAUUUACUGCUGGGCUUCGAUCUUCCAAGAUGUAUGGGAUGUCGGGGUGACAGGAAGAUGGCAAACGGGGUUGGAAGUGAGUAACGUUGGUACAUAGCAGCGUGCCUAGCAGAUGUCACGGCAUGCUAUCCGCUAGCGAACACAAGCUGCUAGUCAUUGAACCAACCGAGCCAUGGUCAGUGAGGGAGAAGCUGUGUCUGGCCACGUCUGUCAUGAAGAGUGGAGACCAGAACUGGGUAUCUGUCAGUCGAGCCAUCAAACCAUUUGCAGAACCCGGGCGCCCACCUGACUGGUUCUCUCAAAAGCACUGUGCCUCAAAGUACUCUGAGCUCCUGGAAUCAACAGAGGCCCCAAAGCGGAAGCGUGGUGAGAGGGGUGAAGUGGUGGAGACAGUGGAGGACGUGAUAGUACGCAAGCUGACAGUUGACAGGAUUGAUGCACUAAAAAAGUUGAUCAAAGAAACGCAGGAGAAGCACAGGAAGCUGAAGAGAGAGGCUGAACUGAUUCAAGCAGGACGCCUAGAUUCCAAACUAGAAGUAUUAUGGCAAGAAAUUCUGCAGAAGAAGAAACUGGAGGAAGAGGAAGCAGAGUUGAAAAGAAAAAGAACAAAUGCUGCUUAUCAAGCCAGACAGGUGGCAAAGAACACACCAAAGCGAUUGCCUGGUGUCAACAUGCAUCCGCCCUCAGGCUGCAGCUCCCCGAGCCAGGACUUCUCCCCAGGUGACCCGUUUGACUGCUCCACCCUAGAUCCUGGAUCAACAAAAAAUGCUUCAGGUUCAUCCAGAUUAAUGACAAUUGCUGAAACUUCUAGUCCCGAUCAUGAGGACAUCAGCCAUGGGUCAUUUCUUGACGACCCCACCCAAAAGAAGCCCCUGGUUCAGAAAACUACACCACCACCAUCUCCACUCCUGUCCGAGUUACUGAAGAAAGGCAGUAUCUUGGCCACAAAUUCCAGACUGAUUGGGGAUGGUGAUGUGACCGCUGGAAAUCUGACAGGAGCACACGACUUGCAGCAGGCUCCGGCUAGUCAACCUAUCUCUCAAGCAACAGGUGCCCCGAUGUUGUCUCGUCUUCUGGAGGCUGGUCCCGCCCAGUUUUCUGCUCCGUUAGGGUUCAUGGUCAAUGCAGACUCAGCCUCCAGUGCUCCUCUUUCUGCUGCCACUUCUGUGCCUGUUGACUCUCCUGCCUCAGCAAGUACAGAGGUGGGUGUGACGGGUCCUGGAUGCCAGUCUGUCUCUGCAGAGGAUAAAGUGUCAGAGCUCAGAGAGGAGGACGUGACUGUGUGCUACAUGGGGGAUGAGCUUGACUUGAAGACAGUGGGGGACAUAAUCGCCAUAAUCGAGGACAAGGCAGAGGAGACUGCAGAGGCUUUGGAUGCAGCCGCAGUUGAGGCUGCGCUGUCACUAUGUGAGGAGAACGGCCAUGCUUUGUCUGGUGCCUGGGAAGCUGGGCCUCUCCAGCCCCAUGAGUCUCACCUCGCAGUGCCCACAGGGGUCCCACAGUCCUCGUCUCUUCACAGUAGCCUGGAGGGGAAGACAGAAGUGUUAGAAGCCCAGUGUGGGGCUUCAGCUUCACUCUCCUCUCUGUGCAACAGUCAAGAUAACUGUCUCCCAGCCUUCCCCAUGGGACUAAGGGGCCCUCCUCCCACCUUCUCCUACUCCUCGUCCUCCUCCUCGUCCUCCUCACACAGCUCAAAGAGUUGCUACACAGGGGCACCUCCACAGCCCGAGGCAAUGAGAGAGACUGGAGAGUUGGUGCACCACAAAAGACAUAUUUCAUUGGAUGUUACUAUAAAAUGUGAGAGUGAGAAGCACAGACCUGAAAAACCCAGUGGAGACUCAGUAUUAGAAGAUAGACCUCUGACAGAAAGGCACCGCAAGGAGAUGAAAGCGGAGGAUGGAAUAAGUGUUCUGGGAGGAGAGAGUGCCUCAGAGACUAAACUGUACAAUGAGCUUGAUGAGCCAGAAGCAGGUGGAGAAGAAGAGAGCGAUGGUGUGGAGGGAUUCUUUUCAGAGCCAGACGGCGAGAUGGAGCUAGAACCUGCAGCCAGCGAGAGCGAGGAUGGAUACAGCCUCCACACGGCCUCCUCUUCUCUGCAGCUCCACACAACGGCAGACUCCAUCCCCAGCAGCCCUGCCUCGUCGCUGUUUUCUCUGUGCAGUGACGACCUGGAGGCUCUACAGGCUCACAAGAUCUGGAAGAAAGCCAUUAUGCUGGUGUGGCGUGCAGCAGCCAAUCACAGGUAUGCAAAUGUCUUCCUGCAGCCAGUGACAGAUGAAAUUGCACCUGGGUACCACAGUAUUGUGCAGAGGCCCAUGGACCUUGCCGCCAUUAAAAAGAGCAUAGAGACUGGUUUGAUCCGCACCACCGCUGAGUUCCAGAGGGACAUCAUGCUGAUGUUUCAGAACGCCGUCAUGUACAACAGCCUGGAUCAUGACGUGUACCACAUGGCUCUGGAGAUGCAGCGCGACGUCCUGGAGCAGAUCCAGCAGUAUCUGGCUACCCAGCUCAUCAUGGAGACGUCGGAGUCCGGUAUCAGCGCCAAGAGCCUGAGGGGCCGUGAGAGCACACGCAAACAGGACUCCACUGACAAGGACACUGUCUCCAUGUCCUCUCCUGCCUUUCUUCUUUCUCUUUUUGAUGGAGGCACCAGAGGGCGCCGUUGUGCCAUAGAAGCUGACCUCAAGAUGAAGAAAUGAAAAGCAUCGGAACGUUUGAUCCCACAGAGUUAAAGGGACGACGACUGAAUUUAUUCCGUCAGUUACACGGAUUCUCGCUUAGCAUUAAAUGCAGUGUAAACUUUAUUUGCACUCUAAAUUGUAUGGGUAGACUGGGGCUCAUUUCCGCUGAGACAGCCAUACAGACAUGGAUUACAAACUGUAUAAUCCCAGAUUACAAUGGGGCAAGAGAAUAGGUCAUACCUUUCAUAGAUGUAGCUGCAGAUCACUUAGAUUUAGCCCGCUCUAAAUUAAAUCAGGUUGUAUUAGCAAAGAUAAAUGUCACUCAUUGUCUACAAAUUGGCUGAAAUGAAGCCUUCACGAGGCCUGGGUGCACUUGAGAUUCUUGUGGUUGAUUUCGAGAGACAUACCGUGUUGAUACUGAUAUUUAAAACCAGAGGCCAAAGAGUCUGAUUUACCUAGAAGUCCAGAAUAAUCAGGGAGGGGGCACAUAAUCAUUUAAAACAUUUUAAUUGCAGGAAUAAAAUCAUUUGACGAAUUGAGUUCUUGUUUAAAAAAAAAAAAUGCACAGAUAAUUUGUGGCUGUAUUUUUGUGAAACGAUACCAUUAUUGAAUAUUUUAAGUCAUAGUCAGUAUUUUUGAGUAAGUGUCAUUCAACUGUUUUGUGGAUUUUAAAAUGUAUAAUCAAUAAAAGCGUCUUAAAGAGCCCUCAACCCACUAUGUUAAACUUGAAUUUGCACAAAUGUCUCCCAAAGACUCAAAACACACCGCAGCAGUCACCAUGAACCUAAUCAAAAGUCUUCACGCAAGGCAGCGACGAUCAUUGGAAUAUUGAUUGAGAUUUCCUAUUAGACAUUAUUGCAAGCAUUUAAUAUCCUUAUUCAUUUUGAAUACAAAAGUGCUUUGCCUCAUCCGUGAUAUUGAUGUUAGAUAUACUGUGUGUUGGUAGGAGAAAGCAUGCAGAUGUUCUCAGGAAAGCCAAACGGCUCGUAACUGUUCAGAUUAACGCAAGCACUACAAGAGAAAUAAGUGAAACAGUGUUGUGUUGCCUAAAAUAUCUGUGUCUAACAUGUCCACACAAAUGGGACCCGCUUUUUUUCCCACAAAGCUCCCACUCUGGUGAAAGACCAAUAAGGAAGGGCUCUGCAUCUGACGUUUAGUUAGUCAUGUUCGGUGUUAUGUAAAAUGGCCUGAUUAUUAAAACAUAUUCAUAGCUUUCAUUGAAGCCAGCUCAUGUUCAGGAUCGCACAGUGUGGCUGUUUUGUUUAAAUGUGGAACGUGUCUUCAUGAUUGCAAUAUGACCAUAAACUAAGGUUUUUCCAUUUCCAUUAAAGAGGCCCUAUGAUGCUU
Messenger RNA from Eleginops maclovinus (Patagonian blennie), 4357 nucleotides. RefSeq names its product bromodomain containing 8a (gene brd8a). The transcript has 20 exons. Gene Ontology annotation, cellular component: NuA4 histone acetyltransferase complex. The record is from RefSeq and is a predicted model, not a curated record. The coding region runs from base 452 to 3028 and encodes 858 amino acids. Gene Ontology annotation, molecular function: protein binding. Lineage: Eukaryota; Metazoa; Chordata; Actinopteri; Perciformes; Eleginopidae.